CCUGGCGCACGUAGAGUGAUGCUAAUUGCGGUCCUUCGUGAUCACCAGCGAGAUAACUUGCUUCAAAUCUCAUACAUGACAUCCUGUAUACUGAUAUACAAAUGGCUGUCUACAAGCAAAGAACUGUUAUGACUAUAUCGCUUUUCAUGUGCGUGACGACGCAUGUUACCAGCUUUUGAUGCCGACAUCAUCAUUGCCUAAGGAGACUGAAACGACGUUCCAAGAAAUCUCUACAACGAUUCUGACGACACAAAACACUUCACCGAGCUCCCCCGAGCAUCCCGUGACGCACUAUGCUAAUGUACACAACAUGACAAAUGUACAGACAUCUUCUUCCAGCCUGUUACAACCAACAGACACAGAUCCUGGUGUGUUCCACAGUACAGGGGAAACGACAGGUUCACUGGAGACCACCGAUACAGAGACCCCAGGCAUCUACACAGAGACUCCGAGUGAGCACACAGAUGAUUCACAAUACCAUACACAAGAUCCUAAUAUUUCUACAGAUAUCGACAGCUCGAAUACAACACAACAUCCGGGCCUCGACAAAACGAGCAUCAAGUAUAUUGCUCUGGGUGCAUCGUGGGGCUUUAUUGUUAUAGUGUUUGUUGUUGUGUCCGUCGUGGUGCGCCGUCAGCGGGCUGCCAAACGGAGAAUGGUCCUGGACAACGAUGACUCAGAGACUCUUGCCGCCGACUCUGCCAUGAUAAAUGCUGAAACAUUCGUCAAAGCUACAGCUUACAGAAGUACAGACAACAUUGCCAUGCAAAAUCACGCGUUUUCGGAAUAGGAACAAAAUGUGAACGACUCAUGCUUUUACGUGUACUUCAUUAAAUUACAAUUAUUUUAUUCUUUAA
Haliotis rubra (blacklip abalone) is the source of this 857-nucleotide messenger RNA. RefSeq lists its product as uncharacterized. NCBI's taxonomy places the organism in Eukaryota, Metazoa, Mollusca, Gastropoda, Lepetellida, Haliotidae. The coding region runs from base 179 to 790 and encodes 203 amino acids. The record is from RefSeq and is a predicted model, not a curated record. The transcript is spliced from 3 exons.